Vespula pensylvanica (western yellowjacket) is the source of this 714-nucleotide messenger RNA. Its product is annotated as rRNA methyltransferase 3, mitochondrial. Bases 1 to 690 code for a protein of 229 amino acids. Gene Ontology annotation, molecular function: RNA binding; RNA methyltransferase activity. The transcript has 4 exons. The record is from RefSeq and is a predicted model, not a curated record. Gene Ontology annotation, biological process: RNA processing. Lineage: Eukaryota; Metazoa; Arthropoda; Insecta; Hymenoptera; Vespidae.
AUGUCUGGAAAAUUAAAUAGCAAGGAAAAAAAUAGUUAUUUCUAUUCUUUUCUCCAUAAAGGUAUCUUCCCUAUUCCUGAUACAGAAAAAAUAGAACCUGCACCUAAUGCUUUGCCUCUUACAAUUAUCUGUGAGAAUAUUCGUGAUCCAGCUAAUUUAGGUUCUAUAAUUCGUAUUGCUGCUGGUGUUGGAUGUGAGAAACUAAUUUUAUUAAAAGGAUGUGUGGAUUUAUGGGAUAUGAAAGUAUUGAGAAGUGCAGUUGGUGCUCAUUUCAGAUUACCAAUAUACCAAUCAACUUCUAAUGAUCUUUCAUCAUUCAUAUCCGAUGGAAUGAAUGUUUUUGUUACGGAUAACAAUACAAUACAUAAUACAAACAAGAAUAUGGAAUUUCCAAAGUCUGAUGAAACUUUAAAACAAUCUGAAAUGAAGAAAAUUAUAAGGACAUUAAAAUCUCUGCUUCCAAUUCUUCCAUAUUACGCUGUUGAUUAUUGUACGAACGAAAUCGCACUUGUAAUAAGUGGUGAAACGGAAGGAUUGAGCUUAGAAACGCUUAAAUUUCUGUGGGAAAAACGAGCCGUACGUGUGAAUGUACCUUUAUUAAACAAUGUUGAAAGUUUAAAUGUCGGUGCGGCAAUUGCUAUAAUAUCGUUUGAAAUUCAACGACAGAUUGUAUUUAAGCAAAGAGAAUAAAAUAAUAAUUUCUAUUACGAUCAA